This is a messenger RNA of Maylandia zebra (zebra mbuna), 873 nucleotides long. It is a transcript of the gene atoh7, whose product is annotated as atonal bHLH transcription factor 7. Gene Ontology annotation, biological process: sensory organ development; axon development; positive regulation of transcription by RNA polymerase II. The record is from RefSeq and is a predicted model, not a curated record. NCBI's taxonomy places the organism in Eukaryota, Metazoa, Chordata, Actinopteri, Cichliformes, Cichlidae. Gene Ontology annotation, molecular function: E-box binding; DNA-binding transcription factor activity, RNA polymerase II-specific; protein dimerization activity. Gene Ontology annotation, cellular component: nucleus.
CUCCUUGGAGUUGCAAAUACUUGAGACCCCGCACACAGGGAAAGCCUUGGAAAAACAAAUAAAUCAAAGCUCAGAGAAGCACUGAAUCUUGAAAGUAGGAACCUCUUUGAUAAAUCUGAUUAGUUUGCGUCUUCAAUCGAAAACCAUGAAGGCCCGUCGACCCAGCUGCACCGACUCUGGAUCCGAAUCUUCAGAGCUGGACUCCAAGAGCCCGGAGAAGUACGAGACUGCUACGAGGCGCCGGAUGGCUGCCAACGCCAGAGAGAGGAAGAGGAUGCAGGGCUUGAACACAGCCUUUGAUCGCUUACGUAAGGUGGUCCCACAGUGGGGCCAGGACAAGAAGCUGUCCAAGUAUGAAACCCUGCAGAUGGCCCUCAGCUACAUCGUGGCCCUCAACCGGAUCCUGACAGAUGCCAGGAGGCACACUGGUUCUCACAGGCAGUGGCUGGACCUGCAGUUUGAUUGCGUGCAGCCUGAAAACUACUCCUGCCUCAUGAGGUACGACUCCGCUACCGGACAGGAGUACAUCCACUCAUCGCUCUCGUAUCAGUUUGACGGGCACGAGGUGCACGCGUAAACUGCUCCAUCGAGUAGAUAAUCAGUCAUGUUGUUGGAUGUGAAUGACAAUGUGAAUCAUUUUUCUCCAGUCUAGGAGACAGUAAAUACAUUUGUAUUGCAUUAUUUUCAUUUUGUAUGACAAUCAAAGAGUCUUCGGUUUCGGCUUGAAGCCUUUCAUUUGUUUUUGCUAGGAAACCCAGCAAUGUUGAGCAAGUUUUUGUUCAGAGUAUAGCAAUGAAACAGCUGUAGUGUCAUUGCAGACCGUUAGAUUGUACUGAGGAUACAGGCAAUGUUGUAAUUUUUUUAAUCGGUUAU